AUGAGGGUUCGGAAGCCGGAAGCACCCACAGCCAGGGCGGAGCCGAGAGCGGCAGCAGCGGCCGCGGCCAGCGAGAGCAGCAGCGGCGCGGCGGAGGUAGGGGGCAGUGGGUUUGGGGUGGGAGGGCGGGAGGAGGAGACGGUGGCGGGCGUGGUGGGGUACCGCGUGGAGGGGCUGGAGCACGUGUUCCAGGGCGACGCCUGCUUCCACUCGCGCCCCUCGCCGUCUGACGCCCAUGGCGACGUGGCAUUCGAGGUGUCGUGGGGUGCCGAUUGGCGGCCCGGCGAUGGCGAGAGCAGUGACUUGGGCAGUAGUGGUCGGGAUGGUCAGGGGGGCUGGGCGCACGGCGAGGGCGAGGGGGCGUGGGAGGGGAUGGCAGAGGGGCAGCAGGGGACGGGGAGCAGAGAGGAUGGCGAGACGAGUGCGCAGGGAACGAGCAGCAGCAGCAGCAGCAGCAGCAGCAGGACAGGUGAUGGGAUCUUGGAGGUGCCUCCUGGGGCCACGUGGCUGAGUGCCGUGGGGCCAGGGAAUGACGUGCAGAGUGGUCAAGGACGUGGGCAGGGGCGGCAUUCGCAGGGCAAUGACCUGCGCAGCCCUUCUGCUGGCGCUGGGGAGGGCGUGGUAGGGGAAGAGCAGGGAGAGGCGGCGCAUGGUCAAGGGGUGGAACGAGUGGGAUCGUUCAAUGCAGCCGAGUGGGCGGAGGUGGUGAGGGCGGAGCAGGAUGAGAGUGAGGAGGGCAGUGAGGGCGAGGAGGGCAGCGAGGGUGAGGAGGGAAGUGAGGGCGAGGAGGGGUGGGAGGAGGGUGGCAUGCGCACGGUGCUAUACAGGCUGGACCUCGUACACAUACAGCUGCUCGCCUCCUCUGGCUGCCAGGAGGAGGUGGCGCCACAGCAGUGGCAGGAGGCGGCGCCGGAUCUGCUGGCGCACGUGGCGGACAGCAUAGUGCAGCGCGCCAACUCACUCGAGCGGGCGCGGCGCUGCAUGCGCGACCUGUGUGCGCGCGAGCAUGGGAUAGACGCCGAGGAGGUGUGGCUGGCGGGCAUAGACCACCUGGGCAUAGACGUGAGGGUGCGCAUGGGCCUCGAACUGCAGACCUUGCGAUUCCCCUUCAGAUAUCCGGCAUCCACGGAGGUGGCAGCAGAGCGGCUGUUGGACGAGCUGCUGAGGCCGCGCCCCCUGCCCUCUGCCACCUCCACGCGCCUCAAGCCGCGCCUCUCUGCCCGCCAACUGCGCCGCCUCCUUUCCCGCUCAGAUUAUCCGUCGUAUGCUGCAGCGCUGAGCUUCUGGAAGAGUCUCGGCAGGGAGGACUCGACGGCAUCACGCCGCGUUCAGCCGCUGAGCGAGUCGUCCAGCGGCGGAUCGAACGACACGAGCCGUGCUUCCGCCGUCACGGCCCGCUGCAGCACCAACAAUGAUACUAGCCAUGACGUCGGCGCCGAAUGCAACGACGCCUGCUCUCGCGACGACACAGCAGCAGCGCCAAUGCUUCCAGUGCUUCCACCUGUGACGUCGGAUCAAGCGCCGACACAAGAUCCGGCUUCAAGGUCAGAUCAAGUGACACUUAAAGCUGCCGAUUGUGCCGAAUCGCAAACUGCAGCUGCAACGUCGGAUUCCGCAGCAUCGCGACGUGCAGCAUCAGAAUCUGCCGAGUCGGACUCUCCAGCAUCGGAGCCUGCAGCAUCGGCGCAUUCUGCAGCUUCGGCGCAUUCUGCAGCUUCGGCGCAUUCUGCAGCUUCGGCGCAUUCUGCAGCUUCGGCGCAUUCUGCAGCUUCGGCGCAUUCUGCAGCUUCGGCGCAUUCUGCAGCUUCGGCGCAUUCUGCAGCUUCGGCGCAUUCUGCAGCUUCGGCGCAUUCUGCAGCUUCGGCGCAUUCUGCAGCUUCGGCGCAUUCUGCAGCUUCGGCGCAUUCUGCAGCUUCGGCGCAUUCUGCAGCUUCGGCGCAUUCUGCAGCUUCGGCGCAUUCUGCAGCUUCGGCGCAUUCUGCAGCUUCGGCGCAUUCUGCAGCUUCGGCGGAAUGCGCAGCGUCGGCGGAAUGCGUAGCGUCGGCGGAAUGCGCAGCGUCGGCGGAAUGUGCAGCGUCGGCGGAAUUUGAAGCGCAUUCCCGCGCGUCAACGGCGUCAGCAGGUCGCAGCAAGGCAGCACAUACUGUACCGCCGACACGCAUCCCGAAACCGAGCAACAAGAGAGUGAAUGUGAGGCGCGUGGAGGGAGCGACUCUGAUUCCCAGGCCUAGCUGUGCUGCACCGCACAGGGAGGUGCGGGGAGUGCAACUUGAAGCUGCACGCAAGCGGCCUAGCACAACACCCAAGGUCGGGCUCGCCACCUCAAGGCGCCCAUGGCGGCCUUGA
Closterium sp. Yama58-4 is the source of this 2346-nucleotide messenger RNA. The record is from the annotation of a GenBank genome assembly. Lineage: Eukaryota; Viridiplantae; Streptophyta; Zygnematophyceae; Desmidiales; Closteriaceae.